Cotesia congregata is the source of this 275-nucleotide messenger RNA. The record is from the annotation of a GenBank genome assembly. Lineage: Eukaryota; Metazoa; Arthropoda; Insecta; Hymenoptera; Braconidae.
AUGGCUGCUGGUGGUUCCAAAGUUGCUCGCUUUCUAAUAAGCGAUGGCUUCAAAAAAUGGUGCUACAACCAAUCUCGUUUCAAUCAAUACGGUCUGAUGCACGAUGACUGUAUUUAUGAAUCUGACGAUGUAAAGGAAGCGUUACGUCGCCUUCCCGAAGAUGUUAUGGAUGCCAGAGUAUUCCGGAUCGUUCGUGCAAUGCAAUUGAGUUGCCAGAAAAUUGUAUUGCCUCAAGAACAAUGGACAAAGUGGGAAGAAGUAUGACAAUGUUAUUU